AAUCCCCGCUGAAUCCCGGCAGUGUCUGUCCUUGGAGCAAGCAGCAGGGGCUGGAAGGGCCCAGCCCUGGGCAGGGGAGAGGGUGCCAUGAGCUGGCCGGGUGAGGCUUGGCAGGAGGGGCUGCCAGCACGGGCACUGCAGGGGGUGAGGGAGCUGGAGCAGCGCCUGGAGUGGGCCAACAAAGAGCGGGUCCAGAAGCAGGCACAGCUGGACACACUGGAGGCCGCGCUACACAAGCAGAGGCAGAAGCACGAGGAGGAGCGUGGCACAUGUGUGCUGCUGGCUCAGGAGCGGCGGGACCUGGCCAAGGCCUGCGAGCAGCUGGAGUGCGGGCGCCAGCAACUGAGCCGGGAGCUCCAGGCCAAGGGGGUGCAGCUGAGCCAGCUGGAGGGGCAGCUGGGCCGGGCCAUCCAGCGCAUUGAGGAGCUGGAGGAGGAGCUGCGGAGGUGCCAGGCAGAGCUGGAUAACCUGCGGUCAAGCACCUCCCUGACCCAUUGCUGGCCCCCCCGGGAUGAAGGGGUUGAGCUGGGCACUUGGGAGCAAAACCCCAGACUAGAGAACAGACCCCGAACACCCAGCAUGAGAUUGCAGCCAAUCAGCUCCACAUUGGGGGAGGAGCCGCUCGUGCAUCGAGGGGCUGCCUGGCACAGUGUCCCUCCUGGGGGCCCUGCCCCCCCAGAGAACAGUCAGGGGAUCCCAUCCCCUGGGGAGGAACCUAGAGAGGAGAAUGCAGGGCCGGGGCGUGGCCCCCCUGGCGUGGAGGCCUGGGAGUUGAGGGGGGGACUACAGUCAGUGCAGCAGGAGUUGGCCCAGUGCACAGAGCAACGGGACCAGGCAGUCGCUAAGGUGCGUGCCCUGGAACGGCGGGUGCAGCAGCUGUUGGAGGAGCUGAGGGGCCAGAGGCAAAGAACAGGGGCCACACAGCGCCGCCUGGAGCAGCAGGAGAGGGAGCACCGGCAGGAGCUGGCGGAGCUGGAGAGGCACCAUCGGGAAGCGCUGGAGCAGGGCAUUUCUGUGCCCCCCCACCGCCCACCAAACAAGGGCCUGGGGGGAUCAGAGCAGGAGCGGCGCCACCCAGGCUGUGGCCGGCGCAGCCUCAGCAGCUCCCGGCUGGAGCGGGCACCUGAGAAACGAGGGGCAGCUGGGAAGGUCAGAGGUUCCUCAGCACAGGGUCCCCGAGCUGUGGGCAGGCUGGUGCCCAGUGGGGAGCGGGGCCAGGAGCCGGAGACCCCCACAGAGCUGCAGGCCCUGAGGGCUGAGGUUUUGGGGCUGCGCCGACGCCUGGCUGCCUCUGAGAGCCUGCGCAAGGGGCUGCUGGAAACCUGCUGGCAGCUGCGUCAUGGCGCCUGGGAUCUGACUAGGGAGCGCCAGGCACUGGCCGAGAUGCCGCUGGCCCAUGAAGCUGCCAUUCAGCACAAGGAGGAGGCCCAGGAACUGCAGGGAGCGCCGGGGCCCGGCCUGGCCAAAGGGGAUGGGGGGGAACUGCAGGCCCUGGCUGUGGAGUUGGAGGCUCAGGUCUGGGGGGCACCAGGGCCUGACCUGCCUGAGGGGGAUGCUCAGGAGGUGGGGGAGCUGCAGGUGCUGUGGGGGGAGUUGAGGGCCCUGGCCCUGGGCAAGGCUGAGGCAGAGGCUCAGGCGGCCCAGGCCCAGGAGCGGCUGCGGCGGCUCCAGGAGACGCUGGGGUUGCAGACGGAGCGGCUGGCACUGGCCUGUGAGGCCCAGAGCCAGCAUGUGGCAGAGCUGCUGACCGAGGGGCACGAGCGGGAGCAAGAGCUGGAGCGCCUAGGCCAGGCGCUGCGGGAGGCGGGACGGGUCCGCGAGCUGCUGGAGGCUGAGUGCCCUGGAGCUGGCUGUGGUUAG
Molecule: messenger RNA, 1860 nt
Organism: Mauremys reevesii (Reeves's turtle)
Lineage: Eukaryota; Metazoa; Chordata; Testudines; Geoemydidae
Product: testis-specific serine kinase substrate-like
Exons: 11
Coding region: 88-1860 (590 amino acids)
Biological process (GO): regulation of G2/M transition of mitotic cell cycle; metaphase chromosome alignment; mitotic cell cycle
Cellular component (GO): spindle pole; nucleus; chromosome, centromeric region
Molecular function (GO): dynein complex binding; microtubule binding
Source: RefSeq, a predicted model, not a curated record